Messenger RNA from Hypoxylon trugodes, 1937 nucleotides. RefSeq lists its product as uncharacterized. NCBI's taxonomy places the organism in Eukaryota, Fungi, Ascomycota, Sordariomycetes, Xylariales, Hypoxylaceae. The transcript has a single exon. The record is from RefSeq and is a predicted model, not a curated record. Bases 649 to 1590 code for a protein of 313 amino acids.
UAUUACAUAAUUCAUUGUCAUUAUGUAAUUGAUUCUCCAAACCUUCUAUUCCUUCUAAGACAAACACCCGUCCAAUCCCGUCCGAUUCAUCAAUUAGAAUCGAUUCAAACUUCCCUCCUCUACACCUGGGCAUACUACGUACACCAUCACAUACUACUGUGCGCUACUACAUACACCGGAUAUCUUCUGCCGAUCUUUUUCCCCUCCCCUACUUUCUAAGGCAAUUGUCGUCUUCCAUUCAUCUUCGCUGCCGAUUCUUAGCCUAUUUGUCACCUUUACUCUUAUGAAUUACACCGCAUUCCACCGAUUUCCUACUUCGUUCAACAUGGCAGCCAAGAGUGCUGCGUUCUAGAGGGUGGUCGUCAAUCGUUGAGAGUAUCGCGAUGGCACCACCCUCGGGACGCCACGUUCUACUUCGAUCUGAUCAAUUGCCUUAGAUUAAUCCCCAGAUUACUUACCUACUCCAUCUUACCUAACAACGGAACGAAUCUCCGUAUAUUGAAAACUUAACCUGGGGUCCCAGUUUUCUCUUAAACACGAACCUCGACUGUCGCGUGACGGCAAAUCCGCCUAGCUUGUUUCGCCACCGAUUCAAAAUUUGAAAGUCGCGUGUAAACUUGCGAUCCCGAGUAAGUCGACUUCAACACCAUGCGUCGCAAAGCCGGUACGGGGAAGGGUUCACGGGCUGUUGCAGCUUCAGGCCCUACACCUGUCUCUUCUACCCUUACUACUCCCCUCAGCUCCGCUAUGCCUUCUACCUAUACCUCCGAAGCCGAGUACGAUAUCAACGAUGAAGUAUCAAAGUUACCUAUCGGCGCCCUUUCCCUGGGUUCUCCGGGACGCAAACUUAAACGAGAGAAGCAACAUCCCUUUCGUUUCCUUGAACUUCCUUCCGAGUUGCGCUUGAAAGUCUACGAUUACCACUUCGCGACCGCGAGCGAUGUCCUUGAUCUAGAUUAUGACAACUGGAAGAGGAUUCAUCAUAAGCUGGCUAUUCUAAGGGUCUGUCGCGCCAUAUAUAGAGAAGCUUCGUACCUAUUCUACAGUACCCAUCCGGUCCGCAUCUUUCCGACGACUCCCGGUCGUUUCUUCAAGACCAAGAAACCUCUACUAGCCCGCAUGAAACCAAACCAGCGACAGACUUUAACUUCCCUCGAAUUGCGUCUAGGCCCGGGUUGGAGCAGCCCACCUCGUGGCUGGGUCGUAAACGAUGCGCUCGGCUUGUCCGACUGCGUCCAUGUUACCAAAGUCACCGUUUUCAUCGAAUGCGACCCAGGAAGUGACUUCUUUAAGGGGUUCCGCCAACCGGAUAACUUCUACGAACGAUUCUCGAAAGCUUUAUUGAUUAGUGUUCUCGAUGAGAUGCCCUGGGUGGACCGUGUCGAAUUCGAUGCUUGGUCUACUGUUAAGAAGUCUGGAGCACUCAUGCGCGGAUUGUUCGAGGUCGUUACUUCCCGAGGACUCAGGAUUCUUUGGGGUAAGGAGAGAGGAUGGACCGAUGCGGAGGAGGUAGAACCUACACCUACCUUGAAUCUCAAUGCCCCUUUACUUAUACAAGGUAGCGACAGAGAUAUUAUGGUAGCGGCGUAGGAUAGCCUGCGGGUGUAUUGACGAAUGAUAACUUGAGUUUUUCAAAUUGGGAUCGGGUAAGGGUAUUUACUGGCGCAAGGAACGGCUAUUGGUACUUUCACUCUUCUCUACUACUAUAUAUAUGUGCCACCAAAGUGAUGGUUCUUGUGCCCCCUAAGUAGUGUUAUGGGUUACGGCUUUAAAUGGAACGGAUUGGAUUUCAACGAUGCAUAUUGAUUACCAGCUGUGUCUACUGCUCUCGUGUUCUCUCAUUGUCUUAUUUUUAAGAUACUCGUAACGUAAACGGCUUCAACUUCGGGACCUGAAACUGGAAUAAGAAUGAAUUAAUUCUGAUCUCAAUGCCACAG